UUUACUCAGUGCCAGUUACGCUCUUCUGAUGCAAACGACAAGGUCGGUUGGUGGCCAAGUGAAGUGACUCAUAUUUGCUAAUACACAAAGUUACCAAUAAUGGAGGAGGUCUGGAAAAAUGUUGACGUAUUACUUCACAUCUAUCGAAUGCUAGAUUUGGAUGAUCAAAUCAGAUUGUCGAGGGUCAACGUGGACCUCAAAGCCGCGUUUGAGAUGUUCAUUUUUCACAAGGAAGACUACAGCAUUCUGAGUUUAAAUGUCAACCAAGGCUGCUUUGUGGUGCACAAUGGCAGCAGUCAUCAUCGCUGGUGGCUGAAACAUCACGAGCUAAUGGAGUUUGUAAGCUACCAUUGUCUAGCGGUGGAGACAUUUUUCCAGAGAAAUGGCACAAUACUUGAUGUGCGGCCAUUUCGACAUUUGACCUCUCUCAGCUACAGCAAUUGCAUUAUAAACCGUAGACAUUUGAAACUUUUCGCCUCUCUGCCCUUGGAAAAGCUUGACAUAGUUAGGUGUACAGACGAAUUUGGUCGAGAUAUAAUGCCUGGCAACGCCUGGAAUGUUGAGUACUUGAUGCCCAUGAGCAAAUUGCGUUCUCUUAAAGUGAUGUUAACGUCAGACUUUAGAAAACACCGGCUAAGCUUCGGAGAUUUCAGCAGAUUGGUUACCGCAACCAAAUUGGAGAACAUAUCGCUAGACUGUUCGAUUGUUUUGGAGAGGCUAUUGGGCAAUGAAAUGGACAACAAUUCGUCUGAUGCUGAUGUUGUAGCCCUUAAACAUUUGGAUAUAGGCUUGGGAAUGGGCCAAAAUUACAGUCUUUUGCCUUAUGGGAAACUUUUCUCAAGCCUGGUAACUCUUACCAUAUGUCUAAGAGACCCGCCCAUUAACAACGAAAUACUCAUGGAUUUGAACAAGAUUUGUGGCAAUUUGGAAGAACUUCACUUUAAAUGGUCAACAUUUCAGCAUAUUGAAGAUUUUUGUGUUCCUCCCAAACUCAAAGGGUUUUCGCUCAGCUCAUGUAAUGGCUUGAAUGCGGACAACCUGAGGCAAAUACUCAACUUGUCACAUCUAAAGAAAUUCAAUACGACCGAGUCGGUUGAGCAAGAUGAUGCAGAAAUGGUUACGAUUUCUUCAAGCCUAGAGCAUCUGUUUGUUGAUGAGGACUACUGGUAUUCAAAUGUCGUAAUGGCCUUUGGUGGUAGCGAAAACUUAAAACACUUGUCAUGGCUUGCCUCAGGGUUCGUUGAAUAUUCUGAAGCAGACGCUGCAGCCUUGAGAAAAUGUACACAUCUGGAAGAGCUGAAUGUGAAAGUGAUAGAUGUGCCCUCGAAUAUCAUACUGAAGCUAAACUUGCUCAAAAAGUUAUCUAUUAAAUUGUAUACGCCAUCCAUUCCCUGGUGUCAUAUCGAAGAAAUUCUCAAACAUUCGAAUCUCCAAGAACUGACACUUGACGGUUACUUUGAAUACGAUGAUCCACCGGUAGAUGUGAAUGCGCCUAAAAUGGGUUUUGCCAUCGGAGUCAAGCUCAUACAAAUUUCCGAUUUAAUGUUCAAAAUUGGCCUACAUUUUUGGUUAGAUUUGCUCAAACAAAAUAUUCAGCUGCAGUUGAUAGUGAGCAAGCUCACAGCCGAUAAACCAUUUAUAGAAUGUAUGAGGACUAUGAUAAACCACGAAAAGUUUCCGCACGAAGUAAAAACAUUGAAAAUUUGUUGCUCUCUAAUAAAGUGCCGCGAUUUAAAACAAAAUUUUGAGGCUACCAUGAAGAGGGUCAUAAGAGACCUCAAGCAUACACUGGAUGAUAAUCAAGACGAGUUUCAAAUAAUUUUUGAUCGUAAUUUGAGUGAAAUUGUAUAGAUGUUAUUUCUACACAAUACUGUGGCAGCUCCGUCCCAGUCGAUUACAGAGACAUCGAAACCUGUUAUCGAUAGAAGCAGACUACAACGAAGAAAGGUGAAGUUAGUUGCUCGCGACGUAUACAACGUCACAGUUGUGGCCAACACGUUUUUUUUGUAAAUGAAGUUUAUUUUUUUAUUCUAAUAAAGUUGAUUAAAUAGUUGUUAAGUA
Molecule: messenger RNA, 2061 nt
Organism: Stomoxys calcitrans (stable fly)
Lineage: Eukaryota; Metazoa; Arthropoda; Insecta; Diptera; Muscidae
Exons: 2
Coding region: 100-1851 (583 amino acids)
Source: RefSeq, a predicted model, not a curated record